AUGUUGAUCGAAGUAAGUACUAAAAUAUUAUUCAUCACAGGUGUAUUAUUAUUGGUUGGGAUUAUAUAUACAAAUGCAUCAAGACACACACAAGAUAAAACAGAAAAAUUAAUACAAUCUAUUUGUGAAAAAUUAUAUGAUGAUGAUUUAUAUUCAGAAGAGAAUCAACAAUGGUCAAUUUUUUGUGAAAAAUGGAUUAAAUCAAUGAAUCAUCAACAACAUAAUGAUAUAGAAAAUGAAAAUGUGAUAGAUGAAUCAUUGAUGAAAGAAAAUUAUCUACCACGGAAGUUUAGUUUCAGAUCUGGAUUUCGUAGUGGUGGUAGUAGUUCUCGUGUAUCAUCCCGUAUUAGUCGAAGCAGUAGUAGUGGAAGCAGCAAUAUUCGUACUAGUGGAAGCAGCAAUAUUCGUACUAGUGGAAGUCGAAUAUCUUCCAUUGCUACUCGAUUUCGUAAUACGCGUACCGGUGCAACCAUUUCUCGUCCAACUGGUUGGUUAUGGAGUCGAACUCGACAUGUUUUUCUUCCAGUAUCUCAACAUUAUUAUUAUCGAUCUCAUUCUUCGAAUAAUCGAUAUACAACACCACCUACUGGAAAUGUAACUUAUUAUUAUUAUUGUACAUCGAAUACGAGUUCUUCAAUGGAAAUUCAAUGUAGUUCUAUUAAUGAUGAUGGACAAUGUUGUGAAGAUGAAACGAUUUCACAAGUUUUUUGUUGUGGUGGUAAAAUUGAUGAUUAUCUUAUAGAAGAUUUUAAUCAAGCAACAAAAACAAUAGCACGAAUCUUCUAUACUCUAACAGCAAUAACAUUAUUUAUACAUAUAUUUAUGAGACGAUUUUAUUGA
Molecule: messenger RNA, 840 nt
Organism: Rotaria sordida
Lineage: Eukaryota; Metazoa; Rotifera; Eurotatoria; Philodinida; Philodinidae
Source: the annotation of a GenBank genome assembly